Molecule: messenger RNA, 1747 nt
Organism: Diorhabda carinulata
Lineage: Eukaryota; Metazoa; Arthropoda; Insecta; Coleoptera; Chrysomelidae
Product: peroxisomal membrane protein 11A
Exons: 3
Coding region: 301-993 (230 amino acids)
Biological process (GO): regulation of peroxisome size; peroxisome fission
Cellular component (GO): peroxisomal membrane
Source: RefSeq, a predicted model, not a curated record
UUGUCCGAAUAUUCCUAAAAGGUUAUCUAACUUGUCAAAAUGAAUUGUCUAAAAUCGCUUUGUAUAUUAUAUUUACCGUCAGUUUUUAUAUAUUCAGAGUAAAUUACAUUUUAAAGUAAAAUAUUGUACAAUAUUUUAUUAUCUACAUAUGUCAUUGACUAAUAUCAGUUAGCCAAACUGAUGUAAUAACACAAAGAUUAAAGUACACAAACAAGGACAUUUAACUCAUUGGCAAACGUUUGUAGUAAUGACUUAAUAUUUAAUAUAUUAUCUCUUGUAUCUAGUGCAUACUUUAAUGCAAUGGAUCAGUUAAUAAAAUUAAACAAUCAAACGGCCGGUAGAGAUAAAAUUGCAAGAAUCUUGCAAUAUCUCAGUAGAUUUAUCUGGCAUAAUCUGCAGAAAAAUCGUAAAAAUGGUGUAGUUGGACUAAAGAAUUUGGAGUUUCAAUUAAGCACUUUUAGAAAAUUGCUUAGGUUUGGCAGAUUUGCUGAGAGUAUUUAUGCAACGCUACCACUAUUUCAUGAAGAAGAAGCAACCAUUCGCUACUCACUUAUUCUGAGCAAGAUAACCAAUGCAUUAUUUCUUUUAGCAGAUCAUAUUUUGUGGUUGGGAAGAGCAGAUCUAUGCACAGUAGAUACGGAAAGAUGGUCCAACUUAUCAAAUAGAUAUUGGUUGUAUUCUAUCACAAUGAAUUUAGUGAGAGAUUUUUAUGAAAUUUCUAAACUUCUGAAAAGUAAUAAGGAUCAUAUCUUACCAAAAAAAUUCAAUUCUAAUGACACAUUAAAAAUUUUGUUGAGAACUUUUUCCAUUCUUAGUAAUAAUCAAAGUAUUGUGAUUGAUACUGUUAAAAAUAGUUGUGAUUUCUUCAUUCCUUUAACUUCCUUGGGCCAUGUCAAAUUAUCUCCAGGAACUAUUGGAUUGUUGGGUGUUAUUUCUUCUGUUGCAGGGUUGAUUGUAUUACUUCAACCAACAAAGAAGAUGGUGCCUUCUUAAGUUUUUUUCAUUGAAUGAACUUUGUUUUUACCAAAGAUUUUAUUAUAAAUAUUGUUGGUGUAAGAUAGGUGGGGUGUUUUUAUAAAAAGGAAUAAUAAUUCAAAUAUUUAAUAUUUUUUUCGUGUUUUGUACAUAAUUACUUGUUAGUAUAUAUAUUCAUUAACACUUUACCGCCCCGUGUAUUAUUUUGGAAUUUUCAAUGAAACGACGUCACUUUAUAGUUAAUGGCAGGCGUUAUGUUGAUAAAACCACAUCAGUCAUUUUUAUUCACCUGAUAAGGAAUCAGUAGUAGCUGAUUCCGACACUUAAUGAGAAUCUUUCCGGGAAGAUAUUUUUUUUGUAAUAUGUAUAGAGGUGUCCCCUGAAAGUAAAUCCAAGUGAGCGUCAACGGGGGCGCCAGCGUCAACCACCCUUUUGAAAAGCACGUUUUAUUGAAUAACAACGUACGACAAAAAUAAUGAGGGUCAUUUUUAUAGAUAAUAAUUUUUGCCAUCUUUUUUAUUUGAAACUUUUUUUUGUAUAAUGCAUAUCUGACAGCUAGAUGUCGCAUGCAACCCGUGUGACUCUUGACAGAAUGUCUGCUCGGAAAGAUUCACAUUAAAGUAGAGUUAAUAUACCUGCCGGGGCCUCGUGCACCCCAUGGAUUAGAAUGGUCAUUGGAGAGUAGAAAAUGAAACACAUUAAGAGUUUAGUAACUGUAGUUUUUUCUGUACAUCAUUUUUAAAUAUUUUUAUAAUUCUAAGAUUAUGAGUAA